AAAAGGGAAAGUUAGGCAAACAUCCAACUGUAGGACGGACCAGCCACGAGCUUAAUGGGACAUGCGCACCUCGCGAGACGCCAGAGGAAUGAAGCAAAAAUUUCAAAAAGUGAAUGACGUACCACGUGCAAGAUAAAUGCGCGCAGACGACCAAUCAGAGAACAGAGCGUUCUGACGUAACAUAAGCGGGAAGUUGGAAGAAGGGAAUCGAGACGGAAGUUGGGGCACUUUUUUUUUGCUUUUUACUCUUAAUACUUAACGCUUACUUACUCUUAAUUUACAUAAAUGUGGUCUGCUGUUGUCCAUAACGUAAAGUUGAUUUUGUAUAUUUUUCUGCGGCUCUAUGUGGAAUUUCAGACAAGAAUCACCUCUACGGAGAGCCAGUUUUCAGUGGAGCACUGAGUGAGUGAUCAGAUGGAGAAGGUGUAUAUCCUGGAGCGGGAAGUGGGUCGGGGCAGCUAUGGGGUGGUUUUCGAGGGCCGUGUAGCCAAGACAGGGCCGUGGGGUACCCGGGGCGAUAGGGUUGCUAUUAAGCGCCUCCCCUGCAGUAGCCCCGAGUGCAUCGAGCUGUUCCUACAGGAGCUCUGGGCCAUGAGAGCUACAGCUAGGAGCCACCCCAAUGUCAUUGCCCUCCACUGCUGCCUUCAUCAGAACGGACCUAACAUCCUUCAGCCCCUGGGGGCAGGGAAGCUACCGCUGGACCUGGUAGAGAGCGCCCUCAAGGGCAGCGUGAAGGGGUCAUCUCCGACCCACAAAGGCACAGCCACUAAGACACGUGGGAAAAUGUUGCCUCUGCAACCUGCUGCCAUCAGCUGCUCCGCCCUGUGGCUGGUCAUGGAGUACUGUGACGGCGGUGACUUGAACCGCUAUCUGCUGUCAAGGCCCCCAGACACCCAGAGGAACUACAGCGUGAUCCAGCAGCUGAGCAGCGCCGUGGCUUUCCUGCACAAGCUCCGGAUCGUGCACCGCGAUUUGAAACCCGACAACGUGCUGGUGCAGAACACCCCUGCUGGACCGCUUAUCAAGGUUGCGGAUUUUGGGCUCAGCAAGAUGAGCGAAGGAUUGGCAGAGGGGCAUCUCAACAGGAAGUGUUUCUCCUCCACCUGCGGUUCGGACUUCUACAUGGCUCCAGAGGUGUGGGCUGGCCGUAGCUACACCGACCAGGCAGACAUCUUCUCCCUGGGCGUGCUCUUCUGGGCCGUGUUAGAGAGGAUCACCUUCCUGGAGGAUGGCAGCACGCAGGAGCAGCUUGGUGCCUACGCGUGCCGGGGUCGCUGGCUGGUGCCGCUGGGUGAGGCCCUAAGCGAGAACCCGGACCUGCAGCUGGGCAUCCCUAUGAGGGCCCGGCGAGCCUCUCCUCUGCCCGCUCCCCCGACACCACAACUGUGCGCUCUGCUCUUGGACAUGUUGGCCAGCGACCCGGCCUCCCGGCCCACGGCCUGCCAGCUGGAAGAGAGGGUGCACUCUGCCACAACCUCCCAGUGAGGGCCAAGGCCGAAUGGUGGUCGUCCUUGGGUUCCCAAGGACCGGGUUGGGAAACGCUGCAUAAGUGAGAGGGAUGGAGUGCUUUCUUUAAGGCAGGGUCAUUCAAAUCACGGUCCUCGAGGU
Messenger RNA from Paramormyrops kingsleyae, 1608 nucleotides. RefSeq names its product serine/threonine-protein kinase PDIK1L. NCBI's taxonomy places the organism in Eukaryota, Metazoa, Chordata, Actinopteri, Osteoglossiformes, Mormyridae. Gene Ontology annotation, cellular component: nucleus; cytoplasm. Gene Ontology annotation, molecular function: protein kinase activity; ATP binding. The record is from RefSeq and is a predicted model, not a curated record. Gene Ontology annotation, biological process: negative regulation of G2/MI transition of meiotic cell cycle; protein phosphorylation.